UUCCCUCUCCCUAUGGCCCUCUGUUUCAAAACUCUAGAAAGAAACAGAAAGAUAUUGUUGCCAUAUAAGAAAAUCAAUCUAAAGCAAGAAACAAUACACCAAAGAGGAAAGAUUGUCAUUAUAACAGAGUGUAGCCCAGCUUGUAUUACGCAAAAAGACCUAAAACCUAGGUGGAGUUUUUCUUUUUCUGUGGAUAUUAUAUAAUGAGUUCUACAGGUUGUGACUUGUGGGUGGGAAGGAAGGUUUAUUUGCAUUUGAGUCAAUUCGACUUGGUUUGCAUAUCCUGUAGCUUACCUGUAUUUAUGGGGAAUGUCUCAUGUUUCAGCCGUUUCACUGCUAAUUGUUUUCAUCAGGUUCUGCAAGAACAGUUGACCUUUAUAGAGGAUGAGGAAUCCCUACAAUGCAUGAAGCCACCUACACAAAGUAUACAAUGGUCAAGUAUGCAACAUUCACUAAGUUUCAUAUAAUCCUUAUAAACGUCGAAAAUUCAAUACAUAACUACUGGCUCCUACUGUUGGUUCGAGAAUGGGCACAAUUUUGUUUUUGUAUACUCUCUUAAAAUGGGUGGACCUUCAGGUCAAAAGAUUUGACACCACGCUUCUCUGUUAUGCCUGUAAUAAAGUCUAUCGGAGAGAGAAUGAUACCUCCUAUCAAUAACAUUGAAAUGGAUGCAGCUACUUUUAGAGACUUCGGUAGUCAUGGAUGGCAUAUAGAAGUGUUACAGAAAGGAGAUAAGAACAAGAAAACAAUGCAACAAACUCAACAUUUUUCAAGUGGAAGCAGCCAUGUGGAUAAUGCUCCCAAAAUCUUAGAGAUGGAAGAUCGUGAAGAAAGAUGCCAAUAACCAUCCUGGAGGGGGUGGGUGGGGUGUGGUGGGGUGAGUGCGUACCCUAAUGCCACGGAGAGUGGAGAGAAGUCUUAGAUUGUGAUAAUCUAAGCGUAAUCUAAAGGCUUUGCUCUUUUGUCCUUUUAUGGAAGGGUUUUGAAGCCAGAUUCUGAGCGUGAGAAAGAAGUGAACUUGGUCCAUCUGAUCAGACUCAUUCUUCAAGGUCCAGGGAGCACUCUGAUAAUUUUUUGGGCUUAAUUAAAUUACAAAGCUUUUAGAAGGAAAGAAAAUCAACUAUAAUGCAGCGUGGUACAUGUAAUUCUUAUUUACCCACUGGAAACUACGUGAACGGUGGAAGCCUAGGUCGACCCGAUUUGAGGAAUACCAAUGCUCCUCUCUUGCUGAUCAUGCAUGAUCCCACUUUCUCUGUACCGUGGCAGCAGUUUCCAUUGAAUUGGACUUAUAGUUCAAUCUAUUUUCAGGUUCCAUUUAUGUAUCCUGUAAAUGAAACAAUUGGGUAUGAGGUAAUUCCCCAUCAACAUAGCCUGCCUUUUGUACCUACUUAUCAGUUUCCACAUGCUAGUCAAACAAUUGGGUAUGAGGUAAUUUCCCAUCAACGUAGCCUGCCGUUUGUACCUACUUAUCAGUUUCCACAUGUUAGUCAAACAUGCCAUGCUUCCAUUAUUCCAAGAAAUCCUUUUUCCUACUGGACUCCAGCAGGAUUUCUAACAAAUACAUUGGCUCCUGUCUUACCGACCAUGCAUGCUUCCAGUUUCACUGUAUCCUGGCCGCAGUUUCUAUGGAAUUGGACUUAUAGUUCAAUCUAUUUGCAGGCUCCGUUUAUGUAUCCUGUGAAUGAAACAAUUGUGUAUGAGGUAAUUCCCCAUCAACAUAGCCUGCUGUUUGUACCUACUUAUCAGUUUCCACAUAUUAGUCUUGUUCCUGGAGCUGAGAGAAUAGUUACAAGAGAGAAUAUGGUAAACACCAAUUUUGCAGUUCAACAAGCCAACUUCCCUAUGAAUCACCCCCCAAGAUUCGCGGGAGUGAACCAUGGACCUGGUCUUUCACCACUGCAUCCUUAUAAUUCUCAUAUGGCACAAAAUGCUAUACCUCCGGCUUUAUAUGGUGACGUGGACAACAUGACCUAUGAGGGUUUGUUGGCCUUGCAAGCCCACAUUGGACAUGUCAGUCGAGGAUUGAGUGAGCAAGUCAUUGUUGCACGAAUGAAGUGCAUCAAGUAUGAGUCGACUGAAAGAUUGGUAAAUGACAUUGACACAUGUUGUAUUUGUUUGGAAGAUUUUUCUGAUGGACAGCUCAUUGGAAGCGUUGACUGUCGCCAUAGCUUCCACUUUGAUUGCAUCCGUCGAUGGCUCAUGGAGGACAAGAACAUUUGCCCUCUCUGUAAUGGAAUUGCAUUGACAAUUUGAACACUACAAUUAAAAUUUUACGCUUUGCUCAUCCAUAAAAUUAUUUCUCGGCGUGCAAAAUUUUUAGUUGGAAUGUAGUGAUAAUCUUUUUAAAAUUAAUUUGUAUAUUACAGAAGAGAUAUUUGCCAUAUUCCGACUUCAUAAUGUCUAAUAUUUUACUUGUAUGUACAUUUAAUUUUUGUAUAUA
Messenger RNA from Lycium ferocissimum, 2440 nucleotides. RefSeq lists its product as uncharacterized. The record is from RefSeq and is a predicted model, not a curated record. The transcript has 12 exons. Bases 1126 to 2253 code for a protein of 375 amino acids. NCBI's taxonomy places the organism in Eukaryota, Viridiplantae, Streptophyta, Magnoliopsida, Solanales, Solanaceae. Gene Ontology annotation, molecular function: ubiquitin protein ligase activity.